Haliotis rufescens (red abalone) is the source of this 694-nucleotide messenger RNA. Its product is annotated as NADH dehydrogenase [ubiquinone] 1 alpha subcomplex subunit 13-like. The coding region runs from base 56 to 502 and encodes 148 amino acids. Lineage: Eukaryota; Metazoa; Mollusca; Gastropoda; Lepetellida; Haliotidae. The record is from RefSeq and is a predicted model, not a curated record. The transcript is spliced from 4 exons.
ACGAGAGUUGUCUCCCUUAGCUGCAGCGCUGCCUGGCGGCUUCCAAGUAAAAACGAUGCCGAGUGGACAUGCCCAAGAUAUGCCUCCUCCGGGGGGCUAUAGCAACAUAGAAUGGGCAAAGAAAUUUCCGAAAAGCAGAUUUAGUGGUUAUGCACAGUUUGGUAUCUUCAUUGGAUUUACAUCAGCAGCCUGGAUAGCAUAUUACUUUCAACGAAGAAGAAAGGACCAGCUUGCUCUUGAGAUGAGGGAGGCACGGUUAGCCAUUGUACCCCUCCUCCUGGCAGAACAGCAAAGACUGUUCCUGAAGCAGCUGCGGGCUAACCGAGAUGAGGAGAACGAGCUGAUGAAGGAUGUGCCCAACUGGAAGACGGGCACACUCUGGGGGGAGCCAGUGUACCACAACAUCGCAAACCGAUUCAUUAUGCCAUCCUCAGAAGAGUUCUUCGCUCACUGCUCCUACAGGCAAAAGUAUUUAGCUGUCAAUGAAAAGUUAAAGCAUUAACGUGUGACUGUGUAGGCUUUGGGUAUUUUUGAAAGGGACAAACUGCAUUGUUCUGUGCUACGGGAUGAGAAAAAAGUGCUGAGUUUAAGACAGAGGUGCACAUGUUCCUGUCAUCUGUGAGAUGUUUCGAUGUUUGGAAUCUUUAUGCACUUGUGAGAAAUAGUAUCUGUUUGAAUAAACCUUGUAGAUUAA